AUGCCUCGUGGACUCAACGCCGCGCGCAAGCUGCGCCUUAACCGCAAGGACCAGAAGUGGGCCGAUCUUGGAUACAAGAAGCGUGCUCUGGGUACCGCCUUCAAGUCCUCUCCCUUCGGUGGUUCCUCCCACGCCAAGGGCAUCGUCCUCGAGAAGGUCGGUGUCGAGGCUAAGCAGCCCAACUCCGCUAUCCGAAAGUGCGUUCGUGUUCAGUUGAUCAAGAACGGCAAGAAGGUCACUGCUUUCGUCCCCAACGACGGUUGCUUGAACUUCGUUGACGAGAACGACGAGGUCCUCCUGGCUGGUUUCGGUCGCAAGGGCAAGGCCAAGGGUGAUAUUCCCGGUGUUCGUUUCAAGGUCGUCAAGGUCUCUGGUGUCGGUCUGCUCGCCCUGUGGAAGGAGAAGAAGGAGAAGCCCAGAUCUUAA
Colletotrichum chrysophilum is the source of this 426-nucleotide messenger RNA. RefSeq names its product 40S ribosomal protein S23 (gene CRP28). Gene Ontology annotation, molecular function: structural constituent of ribosome. Gene Ontology annotation, biological process: translation. The transcript is spliced from 2 exons. The coding region runs from base 1 to 426 and encodes 141 amino acids. Gene Ontology annotation, cellular component: cytosolic small ribosomal subunit; ribosome. Lineage: Eukaryota; Fungi; Ascomycota; Sordariomycetes; Glomerellales; Glomerellaceae. The record is from RefSeq and is a predicted model, not a curated record.